Ostreobium quekettii is the source of this 1593-nucleotide messenger RNA. Lineage: Eukaryota; Viridiplantae; Chlorophyta; Ulvophyceae; Bryopsidales; Ostreobiaceae. The record is from the annotation of a GenBank genome assembly.
AUGGAUACGACAGGCCCAGCGUCGCCUCCAGCACUGCAAGGAUCGCAUCUGAGGACUGCGAUCCUUUCGCCGCCAGUGCCUUACAUGCCUAUUCAAGAACUUAGUCAAGCAAAUUCCAUUGUUAUUCCAGAGUGUGGAAGACUGGUGCUGCCAGCCCAAUUGCCACCUUAUGACGAUGGACCGUGUGUUUGGUUCGCUGCUAUCCCACCACCAUUGACAAAGUCCAACCUUGCGUCUGUGUGUGCGCACUUUGGGACAGUGAAGGCACUGAUCUUUCCCCCUGCGCCUUCAAUAGACAAGGCCCUCAUGAUCUUCAAGACACCAAGGGAGGCCACACUGUGCUGCCACACCCUGCUUGCCAACCUCACUGCCGCAAAUGCAGGCCGCAGAAUGUGUGCCACCAUUCCAGGCGCUCACAACCCUCCCACAGAGGAGCCUCUUGGUACCUGCAUCUGGUUUGGGGGCUCUUGUGGAGUGGCGACAGAGGCAGAACUGCAGAGGGCACUGUCCGCAGCUGGCCUGCCCAACCCUCGUCACAUCAUCCGGGUCACUGGCACAACCCCCGGGCUCAUAUUCGAGCUGCAAAGCAUCUCGUUCGUGCCCCGGUCGCUCCAGUGCCUGAUGCCUGUCGCGCAAGAAGGGGACCGUCAGCCGCCGCCUGCAACUACCCCCGCCCCUUGGCCGACAAGGGCCAGCGGCGCCGAGUCCAUGGCCCUUCCACCUCACCUGCUACCCCCUCCGGAGCCUUCCCCUAUGGACAUCGCAGCGCCAACUGUUCCCCCACCCCACCCCCCACCCCCUCCAUGGCAUCAAACGGUGGACUUGCAGAGGGCUCCCUCAGGCCCCAGCACUAGCUCUCUACCUGAAGCACUGCCACGGCCUCCCAUUGCACCCCCUUCAGCACCCCCACCCCCUCUCCCACCCCCUGACCAGCCACCCCCGCCCCCGCCACCCCCGCCCCCAUAUUCCCAACCCCCACUGCCAGACUCCUCCCCACCUCCCCCACCGCCCCCGCCGACCAACCCAAAGGUGGAGCAUCCAGAGCCACCUUCGCGGAGGAGGACAACCCGUUUUUCGGACUUGCCUGCCGCGGAGGGUCGCUCUGUGGGACCUGCUGUGGCCAGUCCUGCUGGAGGCACAUUGGGCCCCCCGUGGGUGGGGCACCUGGCCAAGAGCGGGAUGAACCUGUGCAAGGUGUUGUGCAGCGCAAAGCCAAAGGUGUCCGACGGGGGUCUGGAGGGCCAGGAGCCUCUGGGUUGGCCGACUGUGCUGGACGUGCGCAUACGCGUGGACCUGUCGAGUGUCCUGAAGCAGAUGUUUCAGAGCUUCACACCGGACAAGAGGGCGAUAAGGAGGCUGAUGCCCGUGUCUGCCGCCUCUGACAAGGGCCCGUUGUUGGACUUUGUCAAGUAUUUGACGACCCGGUCGCGUGCUGGGGUGGUACACCUCGACAAGAAAGAGGGCGUGGGACCCAGGACACUGUAUCUCAUCCCGCCUUCGAAACAAAACUGCGAGUUGAUGGGCGUGGGCUGGGAGCCAAAGGAAUCUGUCAUAGUAUUGGUGGUGAGUGGCGAGGGCGGGAAGAGGGCUUGA